AUGGCUAAGACCUUCCCCCUCAACGUCAACGUAGAGCGGAGGCUGAUAGUCGCCAUGACUAGUGUUCUGGCGCGCUAUACAGUUGAUGAGGCUGGCGAUGCCUUCCUGUGUGACAACGAACACUGGUCUCUGGCUGGGGACAUUUUGGACAUGCUGAUACCUCAGCCAUUUAGCCUCUCAGCUGUUACAGGUCCAGAUGUCUGGCGAACACCUGCCUCUGCCGGUGGUCGUAAUGAUUUCCAUAGCCCAAUUUACGCAACACCUAUCGCCCUAAACUCAUUCAAGAGCGUAAAAGUCGCAAUUUCUGGCGACUUUAAAACUACGGAUAUCGCUGGAAAUAAAGGUCUUGGGAAGUUACCUGGCAUAUGGACCAAGGCUGGAAUCGAACUUGUCGACGAUCAAUUCUUUGCGUCUGUUACUGCUGGGCGACCUUACUCUGACUGGAGUCUGGUCAAGCUAGACCAGAAUCGCGCGACAUUCGAGAUGGAGAAGUCCAAGGGGUCUCUUUGGAUCUACGUUGCAGGCUCUAAUGUAAAAUGA
Molecule: messenger RNA, 540 nt
Organism: Fusarium poae
Lineage: Eukaryota; Fungi; Ascomycota; Sordariomycetes; Hypocreales; Nectriaceae
Exons: 3
Coding region: 1-540 (179 amino acids)
Source: RefSeq, a predicted model, not a curated record